ACUAUAUUUUGUGUACUACGAGUGGAGCACCAUGUUCACUUAUUGUGUGUCUCAUUUUUCCAACAUUUUGACUCUGGUUGUCACAUUGUUUCUCAUAACUAAUCCAACUUGUUUUUGUUUAAAUUUGAAAUUAGUAAAUACAUCUGCUUAUAAUGGUUUCUCACAAGGAGUAGCAACAUGGUAUGGUGAACCGCGAGGAGUAGGAAGUACAGAUGAUGUGGCUGCCCCUCCUUACAAUGGCAUGAUAUCUGCUGGAAACAACUUUUUAUUCAAAUCUGGAGCGGGUUGUGGAAAUUGUUAUCAGGUAAAAUGCACAGGAAAUCCUGAAUGCUCAGGGAAUCCUGUAAGUGUAACAAUUACAGAUGAGUGUCCGGGCUGUAGUGACCCUGUUCACUUUGACUUGAGCGGUAAAGCCAUUGGAGCCUUAGCUAAACCUGGCCAAGAUGAUAAAUUACGGUCAUUGGGAAAAAUAAACAUCCAAUAUCAAAGGAUUAGAUGCUCUUAUAGUACAUCUAUAACGUUCAAGAUUGACGAGGGCUCUACUCCAAAUUAUAUGUCGUUCGCCAUAGAGUAUGUUAAUGGAGAUGGUGACAUUGGUGCAGUACAAAUAUCUUCUCCAAGUUCAAAAGGAUGGCUCAAUAUGCAACGCGUUUGGGGCGUGACAUGGAAAGUUAACCUAUCUAAUGGUGUAAAUGGUCCGUUUUCUGUGAAAGUAACAACAAUCGAGUCCAAAGUAACAUACAUUGCGAAUAAUGUGAUUCCGGCAAAUUGGCAACCUGGUCAACACUAUCAUGGA
Striga asiatica is the source of this 796-nucleotide messenger RNA. The record is from the annotation of a GenBank genome assembly. Lineage: Eukaryota; Viridiplantae; Streptophyta; Magnoliopsida; Lamiales; Orobanchaceae.